AGGUGAUCAGACAGCACACUCUUCAGAGCUUCACAGUGAGUGUGCUCUGUCCUAGCUAGCGAGACCACCACGAAAGCCUCUCACCAUACAAAACUAGUGCGUACUGUAACAACAGAUCAGAGAAAGAAUAUAAAUUCUUUGCAGGGAGAGGGUAACAGUAGGAGAAAUGGACGUGGAGUCGUCGAGGCAACAAGGUCCUAAGGGGGACUCCAACUCCAUUGCUGCGGCCUCCGAGGUCUUUGUUGACUGGAGGGGCAGGCCUUGCGAGCCUCAAAAGCAUGGAGGCAUGAAAGCUGCUGUGUUUGUCCUAGGGAUCCAGGCAUUUGAGAUCAUGGCGAUCGCGGCGGUGGGGAAUAACCUCAUCACCUACGUGUUCAACGAGAUGCACUUCCCGCUGUCCAAGUCGGCCAACAUCGUCACAAACUUCAUCGGCACCGUGUUCCUCCUCUCCCUCCUCGGCGGCUUCCUCUCCGACUCCUACCUCGGCAGCUUCUGGACCAUGCUCAUCUUUGGCUUCGUUGAGCUCUCUGGGUUUAUACUGCUGGCGGUGCAGGCGCACCUGCCGCAGCUCCGGCCGCCAGCGUGCAACAUGAUGGCGGCGGCGAGCAGCAGUGCGGAGCAGUGCGAGGAGGUGGGCGGGGUGAAGGCGGGUAUCUUCUUCGCGGCACUGUACCUGGUGGCGCUGGGCAGCGGGUGCCUGAAACCCAACAUCAUCGCGCAUGGCGCCGACCAGUUUCGUCGCCGGGGCGGCGACGACGGCAAGCGGCUCUCCAGCUACUUCAACGCGGCCUACUUCAGCUUCUGCGUGGGCGAGAUGGUGGCGCUCACCCUGCUCGUCUGGGUGCAGACGCGGUCUGGAAUGGACGUCGGCUUCGGGGUCUCCGCCGGUGCCAUGGGGAUCGGCCUCGUCAGCCUCGUCGCCGGCGUCUUUUUCUACCGGAACAAGCCGCCUCAGGGCAGCAUCUGCACGCCCAUAGCAAAGGUCUUGGUCGCCGCGGUAAUACAGAGGAAGCAAGUGUGCCCAGCGUCGACAUCCACCGUGCAGCCCUUCACCGGUACCUGUGCCCGUGAGAUCCUUCUCGACACCCCUAGCAUCCGCCGCAUCAACAAGUUCAUGUUCUUAGACAAGGCCUGCGUCAAACCGCAGGACGGUGGCAGUAGCAAGGAGAGCGCGUGGGGGCUAUGCACGGCGGCCGAGGUGGAGCAGGUGAAGGUGCUGCUGUGCGUUGUGCCCAUCUUCGCCUGCACCAUUGUCUUCAACACCAUCCUUGCGCAGCUGCAGACCUUCUCGGUGCAGCGAGGUAGCGCCAUGGACACCCGCCCGGCCGGCUCCUUCCACGUCCCGCCGCCGUCGCUCCGUGCCAUCCCCUACAUCAUGCUCAUCGCGCUCGUCCCGGCGUACGAGGCGGUCUUCGUGCCUGCCGUACGCCGCCUGACGGGAGUCAGCACCGGCAUCACACCGCUCCAGCGGAUCGGGGUCGGCCUCUUCACCGUCACCUUCUCCAUGGUGGCCGCCGCACUCGUCGAGGCCCGCCGCCACCACACCUCCGUCGUUGGAGACGGGAGAGCGCUCUCCAUCUUCUGGAUCGCGCCGCAGUUCCUGGUGUUCGGGUUGUCGGAGAUGUUCACAGCCGUGGGGCUCAUCGAGUUCUUCUACAAACAGUCGCUCUCCGGCAUGCAGGCCUUCCUUACCUCCAUGACCUACUGCUCCUACUCUUUCGGCUUCUACCUCAGCUCCGUGCUGGUUUCGCUCGUCAACACGGUGACCUCGAGGAACGGCGGCGAUGGCUGGCUCAGCAACAAUGACCUCGACAAGGACAGGCUCGACCUCUUCUACUGGCUCCUCGCCGGGCUCAGCAUCCUUAACUUCUUCAACUUCCUCUUCUGGUCGAGGUGGUACACCAACAGCGUCGAGACGGUGCAGGUAGCCGGCGUUGGAGCCUAUGGUGGUGAAGAGCGGGAUUAGAAGGGUUCUGCGUGCUGAGAUUAAUUAGCUAGUAUGCAUGGGUCUCCUAAACGUGGGCCCGGGAAGAAAGUACUUCAGUGGAUUAAUCCAUUAACCUUAGCCUUUAACCUUUUUGUUAAAUAUAUUUCUAUGGUUUUGCCUAGUAUCGAAGAAGUGUGUUGAUGUCGAUGUGUGUAUGCAUAUGGCUAUCG
Lolium rigidum is the source of this 2157-nucleotide messenger RNA. RefSeq names its product protein NRT1/ PTR FAMILY 4.4-like. The record is from RefSeq and is a predicted model, not a curated record. Gene Ontology annotation, molecular function: transmembrane transporter activity. The transcript has 5 exons. Lineage: Eukaryota; Viridiplantae; Streptophyta; Magnoliopsida; Poales; Poaceae. Gene Ontology annotation, cellular component: membrane. The coding region runs from base 167 to 1966 and encodes 599 amino acids. Gene Ontology annotation, biological process: transmembrane transport.